GAGAUAAUAUGCAGUGUGAAUGCAAGGAAAGGGAAGGUUUUCCACGUGCAGUCUCACUGUAACCUCCCACGAUAAGUAGGCGAGAGGCACAAAUAAAGACGCUUGCCUCAGUUUAUUCAGAGCGAAGAAGGGGAUCUCCGAGAGGGAGCUGCGUUGAUCUGCACCCAUGGUCUGGACCCAACCCUCCUGCACUUUCCUUGUCUCAAUUCUUUUCCUCCUCUGUGCAGCAUUCUGCUCCUCACAGGAAGAAAGCUCAGGAGAUGAUGGCAGGGGAAGAAGUCUCGUCUAUGUUAAUAGUCCAACAAAUGGAAGAUCCAAGGACAUUGAGGGAGUGUUGGAUAAAACCGCCAAGUAUUACUUGACCACGGCUAUUACAACGACCGUGAUCCCUUCUCUCUAUAUCAUGGUCUUUGCCUUUGGCCUCGCAGCUAAUGGCUUGGCUCUGAUCAAUCUCAUCACCAAUAUCCAGCGGAUGCCCUCCACCAUCUUCCUGAUGAACCUGGCAACGGCCGACCUCCUCCUGAUCCUGGCGCUGCCCUUUAAAAUCCACUAUCACUUCCAGGGCAACAACUGGGUCUUCGGCGAAGCUCUGUGUCGGACGGUGACCGCCUUCUUCUACGGCAACAUGUACUGCUCCGUCCUCCUCCUCACCUUCAUCAGUAUCGACCGAUACUGUGCCCUGGUCCACCCGUUCUACUCCAAGCGGUUCAGAGACAAUAGGUUUGCUGCGGCGACCUGCUUGGUCAUCUGGGCUCUCGUUGGGCUCUCUGUCAUCCCCUUUCUUCUCCAGAGGCAGGUGUACCCAUCCGAGGAGUUGAACAUCACAACCUGCCACGACGUCUUGCCCGAAGACAUGCAGCAUGGCUACUUCUUCUACUACUUUGUGUGCUUGGUUGUCUUUGAGUUCCUCAUUCCCUGCCUUAUAACGAUAUUCUGUUAUGUAUCUGUAAUCAAAACACUGAUGGCCAAGAGUGACAAAUAUAUCAAAGCAAUAAGGGCCAUAAUCCUCGUGCUGGUGGUCUAUGUGGUCUGCUUCGCUCCCAGUAAUAUCAUCUUGCUCAUCCAUUUCUCCCAGUUUCACCUGGUAGGGAACAAUCACCUGUAUUUUUGUUACGCCAUCUGCCUUGUAUUCAGCACCCUCAAUAGUUGUAUAGACCCCUUCAUUUAUUACUAUACGUCUGAUGAGUUUCGCCACAGUGUGAGAAGCAUUAUAUCUUUUCGGAAGGAGAAGAGAAGCGAGGACUCCAGGAAAACCAUUAUCCCUGUAGAUUGCACAUCGACAUCAAAGACAGUUUAGUUUAGUUUAGAGAUACAGCGUGGAAACAGGCCCUCUGCACCGACCAGCGAUCCCCGCACAUUAAUACAACCCUACACAUGCACUAGGGGCAACCUUACAUUUCAUACCAAGCCAAUUAACCUGCAAACCUGCACGUCUUUGGAGUGUGGGAGGGAAGCAAAGAUCUC
Messenger RNA from Amblyraja radiata (thorny skate), 1464 nucleotides. RefSeq names its product proteinase-activated receptor 3-like. Gene Ontology annotation, molecular function: thrombin-activated receptor activity. Gene Ontology annotation, cellular component: plasma membrane. The record is from RefSeq and is a predicted model, not a curated record. Gene Ontology annotation, biological process: phospholipase C-activating G protein-coupled receptor signaling pathway; thrombin-activated receptor signaling pathway; blood coagulation. Lineage: Eukaryota; Metazoa; Chordata; Chondrichthyes; Rajiformes; Rajidae. The transcript has 2 exons. Bases 167 to 1297 code for a protein of 376 amino acids.